GUUGCGCGCGUGUGCCCAUGCUAACGGCGGGGAGAUCAUCCUCCGGUGAUAUGGCCACGCUCCCGGCCGCGGGAUCCUUGAAGCGUGCCAUCCUGGCAGUGCUGCACACCGACCCGACGUCCGCCCAACGCGCGACGACAACGACGACGCAGCAGUUGCAGUCGCUUGGACAUGUGUAGGACACGCUUGGUGUAGAACUACUAUGCGAGGUGGAACAGAUCUGGACAGAAGCGGCAAUCAAUGAAGGUCCCAAUUUCCGAAAACUCAAACAUGGACAAUAAAUUGAAGUUUUCGGAUCGCUUGAAGGCUUUGCUGAAAACCGAGGCACAUCAAGAUGUUGAUCCGUACAUUUUCAGUGAGCCGGAACCAUUUGCCACGGCAGCGGGGAGAAAUGCCACGGUGGUUCCGCCGACUAAUCCCGAAGUGAUGCAAAGUUGCAAGAACAACAGGUCAAAGGGAAAAUGCGUGAAGCAGAGGAUAAAAGUGGCAUCUGUGCCUCCUGUGGCAGGCUACAAUAUUGUCGGGGUCAAUGCCACGGUGAAAGAAACGAGCGUUGAAGACGGCAUUCGGGGGAAUCUGGAUCAUAAAUUUUCUAAUCUAGUUCAACGUAAGCAGCGGCACAUUGAAAAUCUGCGGAGACUGAGAUCCAGGAGGCAAAGUCGAGACCACACGUUGUUGUACUAUCCGAGGGCUGGGGACGAGAUAUCCGACAGUGAUUCGAGCGGAGACGAGAUGACGAUCUAUCAGCACCACUGGUUCUCCAACGGCGAAUCCGCCGCGUCGCUAAAUCGGGCGGCUCGACUGUCUCAGCUGCGAUCGCAGCUGCAACGACAGUUGUUGCAGCUACGUAUCGACGGGGCCGAUGCUGAGGUUGUGCUGCGGCACAGGGUCAAAUAUUUGCUAGAGGCCGCCUGCAAGGAUCCUGCAUCUACCGCGCGAGCUCUGAGCGACUCUCCGAGUACCAGUAAAAAGUUGCUCAAUGGACCCCUGCUAGUUGGCGGCCCAUGCGGGGCAGAAGGAUGUCAACAGACGUCUUUGCCUUGCACCCGGCAUUGCUCCCGCCACAUUAUGUUGAACGGAGAUCAGCUUUUAUUUGAGCAUUGCACUGCCAAGUUUAGUGACAACACACAGUGUUGUGUUCCUGUGUUUGAUGUCGCGCACGAAUUGCCUCUUUGCCCGGAACACGCGCGAAAGAGGGACAAUUAUCACCGUAAAAUCCAAGAAUCCAAACCAAAGAAAGCUCGUAAAAAGCCAGCCUCCCCCCCUAUCCCAGCGAAGCCUAAACCCAAGUCCAAGCCGAAGAAGCGCAAACGACCGCCCUCGAAUAAAAUAGAGACUACUAAGGUUGCUGCGCUGAUGCAGGAGGAGAGUCAUUAUAUGAGCCAAAUAAACUGUAGUGAAAACCAUACCAAGAUGUUGAACAAUCUGAAUGUUCCCCAAGGAAGUUCAAAUUCGUCUAACUUAAAUCUAGGAUUGGGAUUGGGUUCCCUUGGUCUGAGCGGGGGACUCAAAGUCGAACUUGGGGACAAUGAAGUUUUUGCUUCCUUGGAUUCUGCUGAGCAUGACUUUGGCAAUGUGCUCAACAACUUGCCUCCGGAUGCUUUUAACGACUUAUUUAUCGAGGGUAGAAACGGAGAUUAUGAGCCGUCGAGAGAGGAAGAGGAGGAAUUGCAACGGGCUUUGGAAGAAGUUGACAAGGAUGUACGAAAUUUGGAGAGGAUGGGGCAGACACAUGGACUUUUAGAGCCGGCUUUACUCGCCCAGCUUAUGUCGGACAUUGCCUCGUAGCCCCACCAAUCCUAAUGUAAUAAUUUUUCGAAGAUGGAUUCGUGCGUGUUCCUUGUAACGUAGAAAGAAAUACUGUUUUGUGUCUAUGCUGCUAAACGUAAGAUUGCGUUAUAGACUGUUGUUACGUAGCCACGCAAGUCCGAGAUAAUGGCAGGGAUUGACAUACAGAAAGUAACAAAUGAAACAAAAAAAUGAAAAAAAACUAGCAAAUUUAUGAAUUUAGUGUAAACAGCAUCGGGUACAAUACCACAGGUAGGUUUAUGUCGAAGUAGCACUGUAAAAAAACAACCGAGAAUUCCAUCCUUUUUGACAAAUAAUCACGGACAUUCUACGUCAUUAUAUUAUAUGCAAUAUAUUUGUAGCUUAUUUGCAGAUACUUUGACCUGCACUUGACAAAUUUGCUUAGGAAAAAUUGUUAUAGCUGCAAUUAAUACAUGCAAUCAUUUUGGUGGAUAACAAAAUGAAUUAGUGGAAGGGGGGUAAGGAGUUCACACAAAUCGUUCAAACUAGAUUCCAACACGCGCGCGAGCUAGACGAGAUGCGUAGUUUUCAUUUUUAUAUACGGUUUGUUUUUAUUGAAACGCAAGUAGCAAGAAUUUUCUCUAAAUUGCGCUAAUAAUAGCUCCCGUAUUUAUUGAACUACACGUAAUGUUUAGCUAAUUACUGAUUACUCAAUUAAUAGGUACAAAGGUAUUUUUAUGACUGAUUUGUAAUGAUUUUAUCUGUUAAUCGAUUAUGUAAUAGCAACUGGGAGAAACAUACUGGUUUACGUAAAACUGAAACUUAACUCAACAAAUUAAAGUACAGAACAAUUGGAGUCAAACGACAUAAUAUUUGAAAGAAAUAUUUGAUGUUCGUAUAUAACUUUGUAUAUAUUAUAUAUACAUCAACGUAUAUAUCAUUCUUAUAUUAGAGCAAAUUGUCGUAAAAUUAUUUCUUCAUUUGCAGAAUGUAAAAAUUGGUACUUGCACUAUUCUUCCAAUGGCGAAAGUAUACAGUAAAGAAUUAUGAAUUUGGGAUAUACAUCUUACGCUAUGUCAUCCUUCAAGAAUAUAUUAUUUGAAUUUAAUUUAAAUAAAAUACAUUUUUUCACAAAUUAAUUUUCAUUGUAAAACCUUGUGUAGAAUAUGUUUAUACAAAUACACGACUGAGAAUUUAUAUUAAAAAAACACAUAUGUCUACAUAAAUAUAUGUAAUAUGUAGUGUAUAUAAUCAUGUUUUUUUUCAUCAUUCAAUUGCAGUAAUCAACAGUUAAAUGAUUACAUUUACGAAAUAAUGUUAUAUUAAAACUAUGUGCAUAAUCAAUAUUGUCACUUUGUCCAUUCUGUAUUAUAUUCAUGUAGACAAAUGUUCAGCGACGUAAUAAAGUUAGCUAUAAUAUCUAAGCGAAAAGUAAAACUUAGCAAAAAGUGCCGAAAAACUUUUCAUUUUUCAACAUUGUUACCGAAUGUGCAACACGCUUUACAGCCUUAUAAAUGACGACAAUGACACGCUGUGUAUUAGCUAAAGUAAAGAGGAAACUUGUUAUUACGUAUAUUUUUUCGUGAGAAUAUUUCAAUAAUUAUUUGAAAAGAUCUUUUUCUUUUUAUGAGGAAUAUAAUGGCACAGAUUCUGAAAAUAAAACUAGAUCGGCGUGAAUGGCUGAAUUGUUUACUGCCAUCUGACUUCUAAAGUACCACACAAUAUACAGCACACUGUCAUAAAUGUCCGCGUGUAAUACUAGUAAUGUAAAACGAACGCAAAAUACUGUGAAUUAUUAUAAUGUCGAUACAUAUCGUAACAGCGAGACGGAACGGAAAACUAUCAUACAUUACGCAAUUUUAGCUACUGAUGAAGCAAAACAUUUAUAAAAAGUUCAUUACAUGUGUAUGUGCAAUGACUGGGACAAAUGUUUAUAAAAUCUGGUUUUUAUUAUCAAAAUCAUUGUGCCAAACAUUGAGACAUCUCUCUUUUUUUCUCUCUUUUAUAUUGCGAUAUAAUGCGUGUCACUUGUUCAAGGGUCGCACUGGAGCAAAGCGCAUUUUAAGUAACGAACGUUUAGUCGAGCGUGAGCGAUUGCAAAAAAAAAAGCGCAGACAGUUUAUUGUAUGUAGAUGCAAAUGGAGACGGGAUAAUUUGCAGGACGACCCCUCACAUUGGGGAUUAAAUUAACAUCGCAUGUAUUGUUACUACGUAUAUAGCGGUAGAUUAGGUGCGGUAAUUAUUUAUGGACAGGACAAUGCCGAAUUUAAUCGUAACGCAUUGCUUGAUGUACCUAUAUGUGUAUCUUCUUGUAAAAUAUCAGCAUUAUUACUCUCGAUUAGGCAUCAGCAAUUAUAAUAAGCAUAUUUUU
Solenopsis invicta (red fire ant) is the source of this 4120-nucleotide messenger RNA. Its product is annotated as INO80 complex subunit D. The record is from RefSeq and is a predicted model, not a curated record. Lineage: Eukaryota; Metazoa; Arthropoda; Insecta; Hymenoptera; Formicidae. Bases 241 to 1788 code for a protein of 515 amino acids. Gene Ontology annotation, cellular component: nucleus. The transcript is spliced from 3 exons.